CGGGUAUUGAUUGCUGGCUUGCCGAGCACAAACAAAACGUCGGUGUGGAUUGUUUUGGUUUCUCAUAUUUAUCCAAUCGCUCGUGUUGCUGCGGAAUUGUGGAGAGAAGUCGACAAGUCAGAUAAGCCAUGGAAUUCCAAUAAAAUACAAAUAACGAGAUGCCUGUAACUCUAACCUCCGUGCUGGGCUUCAUCCCCAACGCACUCUGGGCCCCACUAAAGAAGUUCAUCACAAAGGAUGGCGUCGUGACGUUUGACCUGGCCUUCAAAAUAUCGACAAAGUACACUCCUGCCCUUCUCAUCGUGGGAGUCUGCCUCUCCUUUGCCAACCAGUUUGUUCGGAAUUUGGAAAUUGAUUGCGUCACGGACAGGUGGUGGGGCCAAUGGGGCUCUCCGUCCCGGUGGCAGUGUUAAUUCCGACCUCAACGAUUACUGCUGGAACCACGACACGUUUCUCGUCCUGAAGGCGCUGGAACCCGAAAUGCAGGGAGAAGUUAGCUACCCGGGUGUCUCUGGUUAUCGAAAAGAUCGAGAUGGAGUAAUUCGACAAAGAUAUUACAAAAUAGUUUGGAUGAUUCUGGUGAAACUGGCGAUCUUUUCGUUCCUGCCGUACUUCUUCUGGAGGGCACGAGGAGUUACCAAAAUUAAACCACUUUUGGACGUAUCCUCAGACGUCACUGAGGACAUCACGGAGCAUGAGAUUCGGGUCAAAUUUUUUCUGGAAAGUGUCGGAUUUAACGAUACAUUUGGGAUAUAUUACAUCUUCUGCAAACUAUUCGCCACCCUGACGCCCGUGGGAGAAUACGUUUACCUUUGCGGCGUCAUCGGUCCACGCUACAGAUAUUUUGGGGUGCAAGUCUUUGCCCACUUUUUGGACGAGACUGCACCUUGGCCAAAUCCGAUGGAUGUCCUGUUCCCCAAGAUGGCAAAGUGCAACUGGAUAGUUUAUGGCUUCGGAGGAGAUUCUGAAGUUAAGUCGGCCAUUUGUCAGCUCCCAAUGAACAAUCUUACCCAAUGGACGUUUUUUGUAUUCUGGUGGUGGAUGGCGUUCACCUUUGUGGUCAACAUCCUAUCACUUUUGAGGGUCAGCUUAUUCAUGUGUGGCCUGUAUCGGAGGUUCAGUUAUAGAAAAUUUGUCUCACGAGCGUGCAGGGACGAUGUGGAGAAGGGAAGAAGUUCCAGGGAUCAAGGUACUGGGAAAUUGAAGAAGUUUAGCAAGUCGGACAUUAUCAUGGUGAAGUUAAGCUUUGGAGAUGUGAUGGUUUUGUCAUUCAUUAAGAGGAAUUUACAAGAAUGGGAAUUCCGUGAACUUAUCAGAACCUUGGUCACCACUAAAAAUCAUGUCCUACAAAUGAGGAGCCCUACCAUUUCUAAGCCACACAAGAACCCGCUUUCCUUCAAAAAAGCUAAGCAAGAAAAAUUGGAAAUGGGGUUCAUCAUGCCAAACUCGUCUUCCCCCCAAAUUUCAAUCGCACCCAGCGCCCCACUACCCUAUUCUGACCAGUCGACCGAAAUCAUAAUUGAUGAACAAGAGGAGGAUUCUAUCUCGUCCGACCCUUUGCCACCCGUUUGGCCAGUUCUUAAAGCCCCCGUGAAGGUGGAGAGACGAAGCACCUCAAAGGAUUUGGAAUCAAAGUCUAAAAAUAAAACAAAAGACAAAAAGAAUACCGGGUCAUUUUCCACCUGGGCGGACGAGUCAGCCAGCAAUUCAAAUACUACGUCUUACCACAGCAGUUACACACCAGCGAACGCAAAUUAUAACACCGAUGACAACGGCACCGACGCAGAUUGGGCGUAGGAGACUUGAAAUCAUAGGUAGAAAGUUUUUAAUUUACUCUACUCAAAAUUGUAAUAGAAAGUAAGAAUAUUUAUAGAAUUGACUAAAAUGAAGUAGUUCAUUUUUACGAUAGAAUUUAGAAUAUUAUUUUUCCCAAACAUUCGUACUUGCAGCAUCGUUUGUAUGUGAUUGAAAAUAUACUUAUACUCUUUUAGAUAACUAAAUAUGACCCAUACUUUUAAAAUUUAAGAUACAUAUGCAGUAGCUUUAAUCCAGAGAAGGUAUGUUUGUCUCUACAUUCGCACCUACUAAUUAGGUUAAUGUUGACCAAAUUCUCAUUAAGUUAAAGGAAAUUUCAUUGUAGAUUUUAUAAAUAAAUUGUUCACCUUUAAUAAACUUUGUAUACAGUGACGAUGAA
This is a messenger RNA of Folsomia candida, 2194 nucleotides long. RefSeq names its product innexin shaking-B. The transcript has 5 exons. The record is from RefSeq and is a predicted model, not a curated record. Gene Ontology annotation, cellular component: gap junction; plasma membrane. Bases 481 to 1797 code for a protein of 438 amino acids. NCBI's taxonomy places the organism in Eukaryota, Metazoa, Arthropoda, Collembola, Entomobryomorpha, Isotomidae. Gene Ontology annotation, molecular function: gap junction channel activity.